Komagataella phaffii GS115 is the source of this 2418-nucleotide messenger RNA. RefSeq names its product Glutamine tRNA synthetase. The transcript has a single exon. The record is from RefSeq and is a predicted model, not a curated record. Gene Ontology annotation, cellular component: cytoplasm; cytosol. Gene Ontology annotation, molecular function: glutamine-tRNA ligase activity; ATP binding. NCBI's taxonomy places the organism in Eukaryota, Fungi, Ascomycota, Pichiomycetes, Pichiales, Pichiaceae. Gene Ontology annotation, biological process: glutaminyl-tRNA aminoacylation; translation. The coding region runs from base 1 to 2418 and encodes 805 amino acids.
AUGUCUACCACUGAUGAAGAAUUAGCCACGUUGUUUGGCAAAGUUGGGUUUGAUGAAGCAAAAUCCAAGGAAAUCUUGAAGAACAAAAAGGUUUCGCUCUCUUUGGCUCAGAUCAUCGAAGAGGUUGAAGCUGAUGAGCCACUAAGCAAGAGUAAGACGGCCUUGUUGCACAAUUUGGCCACCCUGGUCAAAGGCGAGAAUUUGCCCAAACGAGAACUUAUUACCAGGGCCAUUGCUGAUGAGAGAUUGACUACAAAUUUGCAGGUGUCAGAGGCUUACAAGUAUGUCAAAGAGGCCAAAGAGUCAAGUACCGAAGAAGGUAUGAACGUUCGUUCUGGUGUUGGUAUUGUGAUAACCAGGGAGCAAGUGGAUGAGGAGGUUGCAAAGUACAUCAAUGACCACAAGCAAGAAAUUGAAACCAAGAGAUACUCCUGUGUCCCUGCAUUGUUAGGGAACAUCAAGGCUUUACCUCAAUUGAAAUGGGCUUCUCCUGCCUUGUUCAAACCAAUUAUAGAUGAACAAGUCCUGAAGUUACUGGGUCCCAAGGAUGAAAGAGAUGUGGUGAAAAAGGAGAAAAAGAAGAAGGCUAAGCAACCUGAAACUGCAACUAAGCAAUCAGCUGUUACUGGUGACGUUAAACAAAGAUCCAUGUUUUCUGAAGGCUUUCUAGGUGAUUUGCAUAAGCCUGGUGAGAACCCACAAAUGUGGCCGGAAUUGAUGAAAGAGCAUUUGAAAGUUACUGGAGGUAGAGUUUUCACCAGAUUCCCGCCAGAACCAAACGGAUAUUUGCAUAUUGGACAUUCUAAGGCUAUCAUGGUCAACUUUGGAUAUGCCAAGUACCACGACGGAGUCUGUUAUCUUCGUUAUGAUGACACCAACCCAGAGGCAGAAGAGGAAAAGUAUUUUGUUUCCAUCAAGACUAUGGUAGAGUGGCUCGGUUUUAAACCAUGGAAGAUAACCUACUCCUCUGAUUAUUUUGAUCAGUUGUACGAACUUGGUGAGAAACUGAUCCAAGUUGGAAAGGGCUAUGUUUGUCACUGUACUGCCCAAGAAGUCAAGUUACAAAGAGGAAUGAAGGAGGAUGGUACCCCUGGUGGUAAAAGAUUUGCCUGUCCUCAUCGUGAAAGACCGGUUGAAGAAAGUCUGCAGGAGUUUAGAAACAUGCGAGAUGGUAAAUACCAAAGCGGUGAGGCAACUCUUAGAAUGAAGCAAGAUUUGGAAUCUCCUUCUCCUCAAAUGUGGGAUCUUGUUGCUUACAGAGUGCUCAACGCUCCUCAUCAUAGAACUGGUGACAAGUGGAAGAUUUAUCCCACUUAUGACUUCACGCACUGCUUGGUAGAUAGUUUUGAAAACAUUUCACACUCCUUGUGCACAACUGAGUUCCAACUUUCUCGUGAAAGUUAUGAAUGGCUAUGCGAUGUUCUUCAUGUUUAUAGACCUGCCCAGAGAGAGUAUGGAAGACUGAACAUUACUGGUACGAUUCUUUCCAAAAGAAAGAUUGCCAAGCUUGUUAAUGAAGGUAUUGUUAGAGGCUGGGAUGAUCCGAGAUUGUUUACUUUGGAAGGAAUCAAAAGAAGAGGUGUUCCACCGGGAGCAAUUUUGUCAUUCAUUAACACUUUGGGUGUUACAACCUCGACAACAAACAUUCAAGCUACACGUUUUGAAAGCGCUGUGAGAUCCUACUUGGACGUAACUACUCCCAGACUAAUGAUGAUUUUGGAUCCUGUUCUUUGCGUUAUCGACAACGUUGAUGACACAUUCGAAGAAAAAAUUACCAUACCUUACAAGCCUGGUGACGCCAAGCUGGGUGACAGAUCUUUAACCUUCACCAAAGAGUUCUACAUUGAUAGAUCUGACUACAGGGAUGAAACCUCCAAAGACUACUUUAGAUUGGCUCCUGGCCAACCAGUUGGUUUGAUGAAGGUUCCAUUCACUGUAAGUGUCAGCUCUGUUGAGAGAGACGACCAUGGAAAGGUAACAACAAUUCACGUAAACUACGACAAAGUGGAAGGUAAACCAAAGAAACCAAAGACGUAUAUACAAUGGAUUCCAAAGUCUACGAAACAGAACUCCCCCGUUCACAUCAAAGAAACGCGUAUUCACAACGUUCUGUUCAACUCAGAGAACCCUUCAUCUCAUCCAGAUGGGUUUACUAGUGAUAUUAAUAAGGAUUCUGAGGAAGUUAUCACAACUGCUAUCAUCGAACCAGCAUUCUUUGACAUUAAGAGCAGAUCCCCCCUUAAUCUCCCUACUGUAAACGAAGAAUUCAACAUCAAGGAACAACCCAACACCCCAGAGUCUAUUAGAUAUCAGGCUCUACGGGUGGGUUACUUCUGUGUCGAUAAAGACACUAACGGAGACCAGGAGAUAAUUCUGAACCGUAUUGUUACAUUGAAGGAAGAUUCUUCCAAAGAUUAA